CAGCGCGCUCUGUGAUUGGUUCUCCUACUUCCGGUUUCCGGCGGCACCGUUCUCGCACGUGAAGGUCAGCAUUCUGGCAUAAACUGCUCCGUAUUUUUACAUUCGUCGGGCUAAGGUUGCAUUUUGUGGCAAUAUGGACGGAAAGGCAGCGAACACGGACCCUCAGCUCCAGCAGUUCAUUGAGGUUGAGUCUCAGAAGCAACGAUUUCAGCAGCUGGUGCACCAAAUGACGGAAGUGUGCUGGGAGAACUGCAUGGACAAACCUGGCCCAAAGAUGGACUCUAGGACAGAAACAUGCUUUGUCAACUGCGUGGAGAGAUUCAUUGACACUAGCCAGUUCAUCCUGAACCGGCUGGAGCAGACCCAGAGGAGUCGAGGGUCUUUCUCGGACAGCAUGGCGGACUAAAAUGAAGGAAUCCGUGUGUAUAAGAAACUACAGUGCCUCAGAUUAACAGCGUGCGCAUCUUCAUUUGUUCUCCUGCUGCCAGUUUGGAAUGUCAUGUCAACGUGGAAGCCAAAGUUCACCGUCCUUGUGAUGUUCCAAGCGGUUUGGGAGCCACGACUGGGACAUUUUUGCUACAGAGGCCACAAUUAUCAUCCUGAAGAUGUUUACCGUACGCUGGAUUGUACAUAUGCAAUAAACGCAACUUCCAACUG
This is a messenger RNA of Nerophis ophidion (straightnose pipefish), 657 nucleotides long. It is a transcript of the gene timm8a, whose product is annotated as translocase of inner mitochondrial membrane 8 homolog A (yeast). NCBI's taxonomy places the organism in Eukaryota, Metazoa, Chordata, Actinopteri, Syngnathiformes, Syngnathidae. The coding region runs from base 134 to 406 and encodes 90 amino acids. The transcript is spliced from 2 exons. The record is from RefSeq and is a predicted model, not a curated record.